AUGCAGUUUCUACCAAGAUUGAGAAUUAUUUCAGAUGUCUACGAUGACACGGACAGUGAUCAGUCCUCUGCAAAAGUAUCGAUUAUUGACACAGUCUCAUUGGAAGACCAAACUAAGAAACUUUCCAUUGCAAUCCAGGAAGAAGUCACAUCAUUCGAUGGUAAUGAUUCAGUGUUGCGAUUGAAGAAAAACUUUCCUUACGAGUUGAGAGAUGAGAAAGACAGGAGAUGGUACAGUUACUUCAACGAAUACGAGUAUAGAUUAAACAAACAUUAUCGCAACACAAAGCGUGGUGCAUGGUACGAAUUUCUUUAUCCAAAUCAUUCCAAAAAAUCACGAGCUGAAAGACAUCUGCUCUACAAGCUUGACAUGGUCAUUGCUUUCUAUUUCCUAAUGCUUUGUUGGUCAAAAUCGGUCGAUACAUCAAACUACACUAACGCAUAUGUCUCAGGAAUGAAAGAAGACCUACAUAUGAAAGGUAACGACUUUAUAUACACAUCCACCAUUGCAAAUGUCGGGUCUAUUAUAUUCCAAUUGCCGUUUAUGUAUUUGUUGCCAAGAUUCCCAGCCCAUAUUAUCCUGCCUUGUAUGGAUAUGGGCUGGACCUGGUUCACUUUUGCAUGCUACAGAGCCAAAUCCCUAGCUGAAUUAAGGGCAUAUAGGUUCAUCUUGAAUGCAUUUGGAGCAGCCUACUAUCCAGUUUCGCAGUAUAUUUUGGGAUGUUGGUACGCUCCAGAUGAACUGAGUUCAAGAGUAUGCAUGUUCUACUGUGGUCAAUUAUUAGGCACAGUGACAUCGGGUCUAUUGCAAAGUAAAAUAUAUGAUGCUUUGAAUGGAGUGCAUGGUAUAGCAGGUUGGCGUUGGAUGUUCCUCAUUGAUGCAGUGGCUAUUUCGUUGCCAACGGCUAUCAUUGGCUUCUUUGUCAUUCCUGGGGUUCCAUCGAAAUGUUAUUCUUUGUUUCUCACUGAUGAAGAAAUCAGGAUCGCUAGGACAAGAAAUAGAUUGAAUAAUAUUAAAGAUGCUGUCCCAAAGGAGGAAUUGAAGAAACUAUGGGAUCUUUCCAUUUGGAAAAAAGUAUUCGGAACCUCUACAUUUUGGGUUCUUGUCGUGUUUGAUGCUUGUUCUUGGAAUAAUUUUGGUUCAACAGGUGGUGCGUACUCACUAUGGUUGAAAGCAAACCCUGAUUAUUCAAUUUCAAGAGUCAACCAAUUAAGCGCUCUUCCUGCCUCACUGGGCUUCUUCUAUGUCAUUUUAUGUUCUUUUGGUGCAGAUCUCUUCAGAUGCAAAUGGAUAUUUAUGGUAUUCGCUGCAAUAAUGAAUACUAUCUCAUGCGCCAUUUUGAUUAAGUGGGACGUCUCUGCUGCUACAAAAUGGUUUGCAUUUUUACUAACAUAUUUCAGUGUUGCUGCUUCGCCAUGUCUUUGGACAUUUAUCAAUGAUUUCCUAAGAUUCGAUCCUCAAAUCAAAGCUGUCACUUGGAUAGCGAUCUAUUCUGUAUCUCAGUCGACUUACGCAUGGAUCCCAACACUGGUUUGGCCUACUGUCGAUUCGCCAAGAUUCAAAACAGGGUAUAUAUCCAGUUUGAUUUUUGGUGCUAUAUAUGGUUUGUGGACAUUUGUGGUAUUGUAUUUUUAUAAAAGAAAUGAAAAAAGAAAUGCAUUAAACAAUGGUAUAAUCAUAUAUAAUUCUGACAAAGAAGAGAAACCAGCAUUUGUGGAGAACAUGCUUACUGAGGAUGAGGAUGGUUUUUACUAUAGAAACGACAACAUUUAA
Tetrapisispora phaffii CBS 4417 is the source of this 1773-nucleotide messenger RNA. RefSeq names its product Vht1p (gene VHT1). The transcript has a single exon. Gene Ontology annotation, cellular component: membrane. The record is from RefSeq and is a predicted model, not a curated record. Gene Ontology annotation, biological process: transmembrane transport. Lineage: Eukaryota; Fungi; Ascomycota; Saccharomycetes; Saccharomycetales; Saccharomycetaceae. Gene Ontology annotation, molecular function: transmembrane transporter activity. The coding region runs from base 1 to 1773 and encodes 590 amino acids.